Messenger RNA from Salvelinus namaycush (lake trout), 495 nucleotides. Its product is annotated as fetuin-B-like. The record is from RefSeq and is a predicted model, not a curated record. The annotation marks the transcript as partial. Lineage: Eukaryota; Metazoa; Chordata; Actinopteri; Salmoniformes; Salmonidae. Gene Ontology annotation, molecular function: cysteine-type endopeptidase inhibitor activity. Gene Ontology annotation, biological process: negative regulation of endopeptidase activity. Gene Ontology annotation, cellular component: extracellular region. The transcript is spliced from 4 exons.
UUAACCAUAGAUGUGCUAGAGACAAAAUGUCACGUGAUCAGCAGGAAGCCAUGGAAGAAAUGUGAAGUGAAGGAUGUAGCUGACAUACCAGUAAGAAUAGUGAGCCCUUACCUCAUCGUCGACACGUGUCCAGACUGUCCAACAGUAGAGCGCCUGGAUGACCCCAUCAUAGUAGAGACGGCCAAUCUGUCCCUCCAGACAUACAACAGAAAGAGUCGCCUCACCAACUACUACACCCUCCUCAACCUAACAGGAGCUAGCAUGCAGUGGGUUGAGUGUCCGUCCUACUUUGUGGAGUUCACCACUCAAGAGACGGUCUCUGCUAAGGACAAUCCUGACGUUGAUCUGACCCAAUCACAAGGGCUCUGCACAGGCUCUCACACCACUCUGGAUGAUGGCAUGUUUGAGAACAAACUUCCCAUCAAGUUCAAGUGUGAAAUCUUUGAACCAGAGGUAGGGAACUUCCACAACAGUGCCAUCACUGCCAUACCAUGA